Messenger RNA from Sipha flava (yellow sugarcane aphid), 2017 nucleotides. RefSeq names its product serine/threonine-protein kinase ULK3-like. Gene Ontology annotation, molecular function: protein serine/threonine kinase activity; ATP binding. Lineage: Eukaryota; Metazoa; Arthropoda; Insecta; Hemiptera; Aphididae. Gene Ontology annotation, biological process: peptidyl-serine phosphorylation; autophagy; protein autophosphorylation. The coding region runs from base 324 to 1754 and encodes 476 amino acids. Gene Ontology annotation, cellular component: autophagosome; cytoplasm. The record is from RefSeq and is a predicted model, not a curated record. The transcript is spliced from 7 exons.
UUUACCCGUGUCCACGAUGUUAUCAAGAGUUAAAAGGUUAAAAUGACCACAUAGUGUCAUAAUUCUAAGUAGUUGCCGUAGUUUCCUUAAUAUUUUAAUCAUCUACCGAACAAUGUCUAUGUGACCUUUGAUUUUUCAGCCGUCGUAAUUAUCACAAGUAUUGUGCCAGUACCGUUACGUAAGAUUUUGGAUAAAAAAUGCUACGCAAUUCAUUCGAUUCGUCUUGUUUGUGUUACUCUGUUUAAUCGAAGUACAACCGGUUUUCCAUGAUUGAUAAUUAAUGUUGUUGUUUACAUUACUCCUUACAAACGAAUGGCAGUAAAAUGGCUACUUUUCCGCAAGUCGAGGGUUACAAAAUAGUUAAAAAUAUCGGUCGUGGAAGCACAUCAACUGUAUAUCUAGCUCAUGCUAAGAAUGAAUCCAAAAAUAUGGUUGCUAUAAAAGUUAUUCAGCGGAGUAAAUUGUCAAAGAGUGCAGAAAAUGCUGUUGUAACCGAAAUAGGUGUGAUGCAAAAAUUCAAACAUAAACACAUUGUUCAAAUGAUUGAUUUUUUAUGGGAUCGUAAGAAUAUUUAUAUUAUACUAGAACAUUGUGAUGGUGGUGAUUUGUCAACAUUUAUUAAAAACCAUACCAAACUCCCUGAAAAAAUAUGUCGUAAAUUCAUGCAACAAUUAGCCUUAGCUUUGCAAUUUUUAAGAUCGCAUAAUGUUUCUCAUCUUGAUCUCAAACCACAAAAUUUACUUCUAAUGAGGUCACCACAACUUACUCUUAAGGUCGGAGAUUUUGGUUUAGCAAAAUUUAUGAGUGAAAAAACCCAAAUGGAAAAUAUUCGUGGUUCACCAUUAUAUAUGGCUCCUGAAAUGUUACUUCAUAGUCGAUAUGAUGUUAAAGCAGAUCUCUGGUCUGUUGGAGUAAUUGCUUAUGAAUGCAUUUAUGGUCGAGCUCCAUAUGCUUCAGAUUCUAUAAAAGACUUGUGUGAAAAAGUUAAAAAAGUUUUACCUAUAGAAAUACCGCCUAAUCAAGUCAGUUCAGAGUGUAGAAAUUUAUUGUUGGGUUUACUCAAACAUGAUCCUUCUGAGCGUAUGGGUUAUACUGAGUUUUUUAAACAUCCAUUUGUAGAUUUGGAUCAUGUACCUAGUACAGAAUCAUAUGAAAAAGGACUUGUUGCUAUUCAUCAGGCAGUGAAAUUAGAUUCUGAAAAGCAAUAUAAAGCAGCAUUUUGUAAAUAUUGUAUAGGAUUGCAGUAUUUGAUUCCAUAUUCCCAAAAUGAAUCUGAUAAAAUUAAAAAAGAAGCAUUGCAAUUAAAGCUGAAAGAGUAUACUAAACGAGCUGAAGAAUUAAAAGCUAUUUAUGUUUCUAAAAUGAAAAGUAAUAGUGAUGAAACUAGUGAUAAAUCUCCAACAUCUUCUAAUGAUGAUGAUCGUUCUCCAACUUUAUUAUCAUUGUGUCAAAAUACUCCUCAAUUAGCUAGUGCUGUAGAAAUUGCACUAUCUGGUCAGAUGUAUUUAGUUGAAGGUCAAUAUGAAGCAGCUGUUGAAAAGUAUAAAGUUGGUUUAAACUUGCUAGAAAAACUAUUGGAAAAAGAACCUGUGGGUGUCCGGUAUAAUUUACUUAUCAAACAGGUAACUGAAUGGAAAAGUCAGUGUGAAAAUGCCCAAGUAUUACUACAGACUAAAGAUCAAAAAGUCGAUCAAGCUAUUGAUGUCACUGAUGGAUUCUCAUCAUUAACUAAAGGUAGUUCCGAUGACGCAUGACUUCGUUGAAGUCACCACCUAUCACAAUGUUCACUCCAUGGGGUGAAGUUCUGACCAAGUGUUCAAGGUCACCGAAAAAGGACAUGUAGUUUUCUCUUGUGUUGUGGCGGGAGUUGUAGCAGCUGUAUAUGCGCACGCAUCCGCAAUGAGUCCAAGCGAAACCUCGACCUGAGCCCUUAGAUUUUGUGACGAAGGUUCAGUGACGCACAGAAGUAUUUUGAGAGCAUAUGCAACUAAAAAAAGUUACCCACCCACCAACCAAU